GGAAGAAGAAUUACAGAGCAUCUUUGGUUGCGUCACACACCCGGAAGUCAUGUUCAUUCAUUCUGCCGGUUUCUUCAAGUUGUAUCGCAUCCCAUGGUAACACUCUCUUCUGGACACACGAGAGAUGUUGCUGCUGGUGCUGGGUGCCCUCCUCCUGCUCUUCUGCACUCUGGAUGUAUGGUACUUCCUACGGGGGGCCCAGGUGUUCUUCCAGGCGUGGUUCCAACCCAGAAUAUGGGACCUGCUGGCUGAGCAAAGUAUCGAUGGCAUGGUCCUUCCCCAUGAUUUGGACUACAUGGGCCACAUGAACAACUCCCGAUAUCUAAGGGAGUGUGACUUUGCCCGCUUUCACCAUUACAUGCGAAACGGGCUGUUCAUGGCUUCACGCAAACUGGGGGCCAGAAUGGUGGUAGGGGCCUCCACCAUCCGGUACCGACGCUCCCUGGCCUUCCGUGAGGCUUUUGAGAUUCGGACCAAAAUAGUGGGAUGGGAUGAGAAGGCGUUUUACGUGGAGCAGCGCUUUGUGUCCAAGAAAGAUGAUUUUGUCUCUGCGGUCAUGCUCUGCAGGCAGAAUGUAGUGCACUGCAGCCCGGAGAGCAUUAUCGAGUUUGUCUGCAAAAGGAAGAUCGAGUGCCCAGAGCUUCCAGAGGACCUCAAACACUGGAUCAGCUUCAUCUCAGCCAGCAGCCAGGCUCUGAGAGCAGAGAGCGGACUGGAAGAGAAGAACAAGUGAAGCCCCACACCAUGACACCAUGUAUCAUGAGUGUAGGCCCACUUAUAAUUCGCAUUGCACGCACUUAUACAGUAUACACACAUGCACACAAACAGUUAAACAUCUUUUAGAGAGUUUUUAGUUGACUCACAAGAUUUCAUUUAUCUCUGUUUUUGGGUCGAUCUUUCCUGCUGUUUUAUUUUUGUAUGAUGUGACCAGAAAUACUGAACUUAUGAAAACUUGAAUUGUAAGGUAUUCCACGUUUUUGAAAUGCACUAUAUGCAUUGGAUCAUAUUGAAAGUUCUCUCAGAAUAAAGUAGCUUUAUCCUUGCAGCUUAUAGACUGGCUUUAGACAUCUUCAUUCUCAUUUUAGCAAAAGUCGUCUAACUUCAGAUAAGCAUGUAAAACAAAAGUUAAUCUUCCACUGACAUCAUUGCAUGUUUUAAAACAAACAGAAUAAUUUUUUGUGCCUGUUUUUUCUUGAUUAGCCGUAGUUUACAGUUGACAAUUUCAGAGAACUAUAUCUUUUUACAACAAAAAAAAAGCGUAGGUGUGACGAAAUACUUGAAUGGAUAUCAUGAAUAUGUAUUGACAAUUGUUUUAAUUUUCCCAUCAGCAUUUUGCACAAAGUAACCCAAGUGAGUAGACGGCAAUCUGAAAGGGAAUAAUCGACUUUGAAGGAUUGUCUUAAUCAGUACAGUAUUGUUCUUGUACUGACUGUUUAAUAUAUGCAUUUAAAGGGUGGGCUUCUCAAUUGAAAAAGUUGUAUAUUAUAUAUGUAUAAUUGGAAUUGCAUAAGUAAGAGAACAUGCUCAGAUCCAAAUUAGCAUAACGAGGCAAUCUGAUGUGAGGUUGCUGGCAACUUUUAAAAAGCUGCAAUGCACGAGAAACCGAUGUUAGGAUGUUGCUUGGCCUUUUGAAAUCGAGAACAUUUAAUGUUUAAUGCAUCAAAGCUUUAUUUUGUGACCAAAGUAAUGUAUUGUUCUGUAUGAAGAGGAAACACAAUUUUAAAGAUGUAUGUCUAACCUGCAAUUUAUGUUGUCGAUACACUGAAAAACCUUUUAUUUAUUUAAGUUUGAAGAUAUUCACUGACCUUUUUAAUUUUCCACGUAUAUUAUUCAUGAUCUAUUGAAAUGGUUUAAUGUAACAAACUUUAUUUAUUGUGUUUGUUAAUUAUUUAAAGACAUUUUAAAUUAAAAAUGCAUUGGAAACUAUGUUUCUGUGACUGGGCUUGCCUCUUAAGUGCUUGUUAUUCAGCAAUAACUUGAGCUACUAAUGUACUGUGGUCUGUGGUCCUAUAUUGAAGACCAGUAUUUGUACUUGACAAAGUAUUACAGCUCAAUAACGCCUCCGGGUGUGUGUGUGUUUGACGCGUACAUGUAAAGUAUGUGUUUCAGGAAUUUAACAAAAUGAAGCGGAAGUUUACCAUCUACAAACGGCUCUAUGCAUUUGUGGAAGAAAAACUGACGGGUAAACCUUUUGUGUAAGUCUGAAGUUUCUGUGUUGUUCAAUGUUGGUCAAACUGGAUCUCAGUGCCCUGUGGCAUUCCUUUUAGAUGAAGUUAAUAACAAUAAACUUUUUUUAUAGGGUGUA
Molecule: messenger RNA, 2305 nt
Organism: Cottoperca gobio
Lineage: Eukaryota; Metazoa; Chordata; Actinopteri; Perciformes; Bovichtidae
Product: protein THEM6-like
Exons: 3
Coding region: 125-733 (202 amino acids)
Source: RefSeq, a predicted model, not a curated record